Plenodomus lingam JN3 is the source of this 1587-nucleotide messenger RNA. RefSeq lists its product as uncharacterized. The record is from RefSeq and is a predicted model, not a curated record. NCBI's taxonomy places the organism in Eukaryota, Fungi, Ascomycota, Dothideomycetes, Pleosporales, Leptosphaeriaceae.
AUGUCUUUCGCUCCUAAUGCGCCGACCUUCUCUCCCAAAGGCGUCAACGGCACCCAACAGAAGCGCCAGCCAGAGAAGCAGGUGAGCACUCAUGCAUCACCGAAUCUGGAGGCCCGCAUUUUUAGCUUGGAGGAGGAUCGCGCAGACUUGCGUGGUGACGUUCGUUCACUGGAGCAACUAUACGAGGGACUAUCUCUCUCGGUGGAGAAGCUGAAGACAGGCGGCUGCUCGGCUCGACCUAGGGAGGCAGUGGACGUAUCUGAGUCGUACCAGAACGCUCUGCAGCUGAAGACGGAGUUGGAAAAGCUCAAGAGCGAAGUUCACACGCCAGUUUAUGGCGAUGAUGACGAUGAAAAGGCGAACGGACUGGCUACUGUCAAGGUAAAUGCCAGUGUACCUCCUCAUCUGAGAGCUUCAAGCGCCGUCAGCAACGGUACGAUCACGGAGUCUAUCCUACCGCACCUGCGAACGAAGCUUGAUGAUAGCAAUGGCACUGGGUAUGUCAUUCUACACUAUAAGUUCUUUCAGCACAAAAUCAAAAUUAACAACAUCAGUUCGGGCCAGUCUGUCAACGCAUCACCCAAAGACACUCGCAAUACAAAUGGUCAGGUCGACGGUCAUCUGAUUCCUGCACCGAAUCCUAGUCCGCCUGUAACCCCCAAGUUGGCGGUGCAGGAUGAUACGUCUACAAUCAAGCUACUGUCUCUCGAGCCAGCUUGGAAGCCCUACUACAUCCGCACUCUGCCAGCCCUUGAUGACGAAAUUCUUUCCAGGAUACCUCACGAGAAUAUGGUCACCUUCGAUCCCGAGUUCAUCCAGGUCACGCUCAGAGGGGAAUCCUGGUCGCCCGGCCUACACUUCAUGAGUGGUCCAGGUCCAUACGUGCUACGAAACCGCACCUACUACAUCCUCAACCCCCAAAACGAGCCCUUCCUACCCUCGGCCCCGGGCCAACACGGCGCAAAGCUCACUGCCUUCUUCAAGGAAUCCCCCGAGACUUUCCACUCCGACUUCGACCACGACGCAUGCUCCUACGCCAACGUCCCCAUGUUCGUCGAAACGAAAGGCUGCAACGGCCGCUUCCGCUACCUCUACUACGGCAAUUACAGCCAGACACGCUGGUCCGACAAGCUCGACCAUGACACCAUGAUGACCAAGGUGCCCCCUGCCAUCAAAUCGUACUGGGCCGAAGAACUCACCUCCGCCGCCCGCGAAGACUGGCUCACCGAAGAACUCAAACGCCACCUCUUCCCCCAGCCCGAAUACACCGGCGCCCUGUUCGCAGCACACGCAGACAACGACGACGCGACCAGCGUGGCCACGGCCGUAGAAGUCAAGGCCAACGAGCGCAUGGCGCGCGACGUGCGCAGCUAUGUCGAGGCGUUGCGCGAGUGGGACCGUGAGGCGCGCAUGAAGACGGCGCUGGUGAAGAAGCAGGUGGUGCUGGAUGCGUUUGAGGCGAGUGAUGCAGAUGAGGCACCGGCGCUGCGGCUGUGGUGGGAGUAUCUCGAGUGUGUGGAUUGGAGGCGCGACUUUUAUGAUCUUUUGGUUACGCUGCAGUCGAGGAAUGAGGAGUGGGUGAAGUGA